This is a messenger RNA of Guyanagaster necrorhizus, 1515 nucleotides long. RefSeq names its product carbohydrate esterase family 4 protein. The record is from RefSeq and is a predicted model, not a curated record. Gene Ontology annotation, molecular function: chitin deacetylase activity. Gene Ontology annotation, biological process: carbohydrate metabolic process. The coding region runs from base 1 to 1239 and encodes 412 amino acids. Gene Ontology annotation, cellular component: membrane. Lineage: Eukaryota; Fungi; Basidiomycota; Agaricomycetes; Agaricales; Physalacriaceae. The transcript has 12 exons.
AUGUCGCUCUUUUAUCGUUCUUUUUUCGCAAUUUUUUCGCUAGGCGUUCUUUUGCAGGGCGCGCGCGGCGCCGACCGUAGCAGUGAGGAGGCGGAGGCCGCGAUUACUGGCUACUCGUUACCUUCGAUAUGGCAGCCCGCGACAAUACUACCCGACGACGCUGAGGCGCAAGCGAAAUGGCAGUCGAUCUCUGGUAGCAUUCCGACAAACAUCUCGGGCACCCCUACCGGAGAUUUCAGCGACGUCUCUUAUCCCACGGAUGAUCCCGAUUGUUGGUGGACCAACAGCAAGUGCGUGAUACCCAAGCUUCAAGGUCUACCUCCGGACGUUGCCUCAGUACCAGAGCCGCUAACGCUAGGGUACGGUUUCGACGACGGCCCGAACUGCUCUCACAACGCAUUUUACGACUACCUCACGAGUCAAGAUCAAAAAGCCACUAUGUUCUAUAUCGGAAGUAAUGUCAUGAAUUGGCCCUUGGAGGCGCAAAGAGCCAUCACAGAUGGUCAUGAAGUCUGUGUUCAUACCUGGUCACAUCGAUAUAUGACGGCACUCGCAAGUGAAGAUGCAUUUGCCGAGCUCUAUUACAAGAUGCAAGCCAUCAAUCUUGUCACCGGCGUGACACCGAAAUGCUGGAGGCCGCCAUUUGGGGACGUUGAUGACAGAAUAAGAGCCAUCGCUAAUGCCCUCGACCUUCAAACGGUUAUCUGGAAAUACGACUCGAAUGACUGGAAGGUCGGGACGGAUGGCGUUACCGCCGAGACCGUCGAUGGGAACUAUCAAAGUUUGGUAGAUAAUGCCGAGAAUGGGACCUUCAGCACUGAAGGAGCUAUAAUGCUGACGCACGAGCUCAAUAAUUAUACCAUGGCUACUGCAAUUCAAUGGUACCCUCAACUGAAGGCCGCAUUUAAGUACAUCGUCCCGAUCGCCGUCGCAUUGAAUAAUACCCAACCAUACGUCGAAACCGACUAUCCGAUGCCUUCGUUUGAACAAUACAUUUCAGGAGAAACGACUAUCACGAACAGUAGCGACAGCGACAGCACUAGCACUAGCAUCAGCGACAGCGCCGACACCGGCACCGAGACCCAAAGUGGGUCAGCGUCGACGUCAGAGUUGAAGGCAAGUUCGACCUCUACCGGACAGGCAUCCGCGACCAAACAGAAUGGCGCAUCGUUGGUGUCUCCCGACAUAGGGUCCUCGUUCUGGGUGGCCUUGGCUGCUCUUGGAUAUUUGACAUUUUAGCUCAGACGCUCAGACUUUCUUUUUUUAAAAUUUUUAAAUAUUAACGCUCAUUCAUAAUCGUAAUUGAACAGUGUAUCCCAUUUGCCAUUUGAUUUGUUGGGCGCCGUUUUGGACAGUUCAUAUAAUCGAUACUAUAGACACUACACAUUGUACUGUUACACAAAAAUUCAAGAUACCAUUGGGGUUGGGGGGGCAAGAGCCUGAGGAGAUAUCAUACCACAGGCUACAGGUUCUCUUCUCUUUCAGUAACACGUCGUCACCCCCGCAGUUUGCUUC